AUGACCUCUUUGGUAGAGAGCACCCAUCACUUCACCUCGAGAUGCACCGAGGUCGGUCUUAGCCGGGACACGCUCCGUGCUUUUGCAGCUCAUGGAAUCGACACUUUGAGUAAGUUGGCUUACUCGUGCGGGCAACCGGGGGCGCCGCUGCCUCAAUCGGACUUUGAUGACUUCAUUGCUACUGUGAUACCUGCUGCUCUCUUGGGCGAGAAGGGAAGUGUGAAGAGGCUCAUCUUUGAGAGUCAGGCAUUACUGCUCACUGAUCUGCGUGAACAAGUUACGCAGCCCGACAAGUGGGCUACCAAAAAUGUGCCGACCGUCGAACGGCAGAAGAGAAUGGAAGCUGUGAAAGCCAGCAUCCCAGGAGUGUUGGUUGAAGGGUCCUUGGAGCCGUCGCAUGGGCUCCUCAAUGCUGCUUGCCGCAUGGAACGUGAAGGCCAGCUGCGCUACAUUGCACCUGAGCAGUGUGGCGCAAGAAUGUAUGAAAUCCAGAACGUCAAGGCGCAGAGCAAGGUUCUUUCUUUGGAAGAGGGCAAGCUUGCGAUUUCAGAAGAAAAGGAUUUGCCUGAGGUCACUUGUGGGUCCGCCUUGUUGCUGCAGGAGGCUUUGAAAAGUAUGUACAAUGUACUGAAGCUCUUCGGCCACAUGGGUCGAGAGCCCCCUCCGGGGCACGCGAGAACCAGUGUGCACCAGCUCCUCAUUGCUGACCGCCAGAUUUGGACAAAGUUGAUCGAGGACGAGGUUAGCCCAAGGCGCAGCCCUGCCGGCACCUACCCCGUGGACGAUGCACUGUUACCCGUCACUGUUGCGCUGCUCCCCAGGGAAUCCUCUAAAGAUGGCAAGAAGCGGUUUGCUCCGACCAAGAAGCAUCCGAGUGAGCGUGAACAGAAGGUUGGCAAAGGUGACGGAGGCAAGGGUUCUGGCAAAGGCAAGGGCAAGCGUCCAGCAUGGCAGCCAAGUGUGCCAGCGGCUAUACGCAAACUCGGCGGGAGUGCUCAAACUCCGGACAAGAAGCGCAUUUGUUUCUCCAGGAAUCUGCCUUGUGGUUGCACCCUUGGCCCGUGCCCGAAAGGUCUUCAUGUUUGCGCACUGUGUCUCUCCCCCGACCAUGGCAUCCAGGAGUGUCCACAGCGCAAAAAGUCAAAUCCGCGCCACACUGCGGAUGUGCAUAUGGUGACCGAUGACGGAGAGGGCAUCGCAGCAACAAUUGCCGCGACCUCGACUGGAGGUCAAGACUACCCAUUGCAUGAUAGCAGCUUGGUUGCACCGACCGGGCUUGUGCUCCAAGCUUUUCCGGAAGCCGAUUUUGGCGCGGUUGCAGUUUUUAAGAAUUUGCGAACACCUCUACAUGUCGACAUUAACAACUCUCCGGGAUCGGUAAAUUACUUGAUUCCUGUGUCCUCUUUCACAGGUGGCGAGGUGUGGCAAGAAGGACAGGGAUCUGUUUUUGUGCGCGAUGAGUUGGGCCAUCCACUCAUGGGCUCGCUCCUUCCGGUUGCAGAUGGGCCCUGUGUCGUAGAUCCGCGACGCACCCAUUGUACCAUGCCGUGGGUCGGAGAGCGAGUGCUUCUCGUUGCAUGUAAGCCUGCGCACACUCGUGCUUUGUCCAUAGCCUUCAAGCAGCAACUCCAGAGCUUAGGCUUUCCGAGCCGGGCAUUAGGUUUGUGUGCGUCGGAGGAAAAUCUGUUGCCUCCAUCACCGCCCCUGCCAGAGGCCAGCUUGCUGCCGAUGAGACCGGUUCUUCCGAACUCUGAUGUCGUCUGGAACGACCCCCUUGUCAUCGAGCUCUUUGCGGGCAACGGCCGUGUCACUGCUUGUCUCAAGCAGUUGGGACUUUCGGCUGCUGGGGUUGACCGUAAUCCUAGUAAGUCCGUGUCCUUCUGUCUGCCGGCGGACCUCACCUCGGCUCGCGGCCAGAAGCUGUGGAAGGAGUGGCUCGCCUCUCCUAGAUUGGCCGGCAUUUUUGCUACGCCCCCAGCCUUCACUGCUGCCAAUGCUGAUGCAAUCACAUUCUUGUUGCAUGUGUUGUCCACGGCCUUGACCAAUGGAGUCCUUUGUGCCGUCGCGAAUCCCCGACAAAGUCGCUUCUGGCAAAACCCUGAGUGGAGGACCGUUGCCUCCUCUUUUCGUUUUGUUGCCUGCCAGGAGUGUACCUUCGGCGGCAGACAUGACGAUCACACCGUCUUCGCAGUGUCAGAUAGUGGCUUUGACAAGUUGGCUCGUUCCUGCCCCGGCCCUCCGUGCAAAGUCUUGAAUCGCUGCCCUGAUCCUGGCACCGGUACCAUGCCGCAUUCCGUCGCCGAUGUAAGGCGUUACAUCGCAGAGGCACGGAGUUCAGAGUUCAGUCUGAAAUUCAAGAGACUGACUGGGCAUCCGGCAUCCAUAAUGGGAAUUCACGAGGCCAUCCUGGACGGUGAUCACCUCUCACGAGAGAAGAAGGCAAGCAGCUGCGAGCUGCUGAUGUGGGAAUCUCUGACGAUGAUGACUAGGCAGGAAUCACCUUUGAAGCCUUUCAACACCUACCCAUAA
Molecule: messenger RNA, 2529 nt
Organism: Symbiodinium sp. CCMP2592
Lineage: Eukaryota; Dinophyceae; Suessiales; Symbiodiniaceae
Source: the annotation of a GenBank genome assembly